AACCGAAAACAUUUUAAAAAUUUUCAAAUUUCUAGUGCUACCAGUACACAAGCAAUAGUGCCAUUCAUAAAUGAACGUACAAGUUUUGGCACAACAAUUUUUUUGAAAAAUUCUGGCAUCUCCAACUUUGACAGUUCUCAAAAUUCCCAGUGUUUAGCCUUAAGAACAGAAUUCAAAAUCAACGUUUUGAUCAAAAUUUAUCGAAUGCUUAACCUGAAGUUAGAAAAGCAAACUUGCGAAGAACGCGUUGAAGCCGCAUGCUAUUCGAAAAAUUGUACGUAAUUCGCAAUACCAAGAUUAAAAAUAUAAGACAACAUUUGGGAAUUCUAUUUUUGGCAGCUGGCUGCACACUGAACACGUGUUCUAUCUGUUCUAUUUUAAUAUAAACCAAAGAUUGAAAAUACCUUAGAGAGCAAUAAUGGCGAAAGUAAACGCAAUAGAAAAAAAAUCACAUAAAAUAGCGGACGCUGCGGAACCUACUUGUAAAGCGAAAUCUACAGCAAAAAAGUUAAAUGAAAUGAUAUUCCAUGCGACCAAGUCGAAGGUAACUAGCCCUUUGCACAACCCCCAUCGUACCAAUCAUACAAUUUGUAAAUACACAACACAACAACUGGCACCAACAUUACCAAAUAAAGGAAAGAGAAACUCUUCCGCAAAACCAAAUCAUAGUAAUAAUAAAAACACCGAAAAAGCGGUUGAACAGGUCAAAGGUUUGACCCCUGAAGUAGCGGCAUCUAUGCAGCGAAGUAAAAAUGAAGAGGCUGUCAGUGAUUUGCUGACGCGAAUCCCUGAAAUCAGUAAUAUAUUUGAUGUCCAUUCGCGCAUUGGAAAUGGUACUUUUAGCACGGUUUUACUUGCUACGAUGAAAAGAGAGAAGCACUUACCGGAUCAUUUGCGUAAAAAAUAUGCAAUAAAGCAUCACAUACCGACUAGUCAUCCGGAUCGUAUAAAAAAGGAAUUGCAAUGUAUGGCCACUAUGGGGUAUGUAUUAUAAAAGUAUUAUCAUUAG
This is a messenger RNA of Teleopsis dalmanni, 1009 nucleotides long. RefSeq lists its product as uncharacterized. The transcript has 3 exons. The record is from RefSeq and is a predicted model, not a curated record. Bases 419 to 994 code for a protein of 191 amino acids. Gene Ontology annotation, molecular function: ATP binding. NCBI's taxonomy places the organism in Eukaryota, Metazoa, Arthropoda, Insecta, Diptera, Diopsidae.